Arachis ipaensis is the source of this 2602-nucleotide messenger RNA. RefSeq lists its product as uncharacterized. NCBI's taxonomy places the organism in Eukaryota, Viridiplantae, Streptophyta, Magnoliopsida, Fabales, Fabaceae. The record is from RefSeq and is a predicted model, not a curated record.
AAAUAUGAUUCUAAACGAAUCCUGUUCCGUUCAGCUUCCGUCGAGGUAUAUGUCUCCGGGCGAGGCUGCCUGUCUUGGGGAAGAGCUAUGCGUCGCCUUAGGGAUGGUCCUUAGGGUUAACCUCGGCGUUGCGAAACACAGUGGCGAGAACACCUGCAAAAAGCAUUCCGACGCUCAAGUCAGAAAAGUAUUCGAAAUGAGGUGAAUAAGUAAAAAUGAGAGUGUAUUUGUGACCUGCCUCCAUAUGAGUUGCUUGAUUUAUUUUUAUAGACAAGGGGAGGGUCUAUGCUUUUGGGUUUGUUCCGAUAUUCUUGGUGAGUUCCGUUUGUUAGUAACGGGCUGAAGAUAGAAUCUAACUUGCGUGUGACUGUGACCAAGUUACGUUUGGAGUCUACUCUUGGUACCGAGAUAUUUGGUCGGUUAGGUGAGAAGGUGAUCGCCGAGAUUUGAGGGGUACACGUCAUAGCCUCCAAGCUUGUCCGUCUCCAUGUCUUGGUUGACGGGCAAGUUUAUUAUUGUUUGGUUGUUCUCGGCCUGGGUAUUUGUAUCUUGGGCUUUUUCUAUGUGUCAAAAAAUUGGAAGAGUUAUAGGAAAUACAUAGGCAGUAUUGGUGGGAAGUUUUUAAAAAAGUGUUGUGAAUCGUGCUUUCAUUAAUUAUCCCUUUUUUGGCGUUUGGGUUUUCAAGGCUUGGGGUGGUUACGUUAUUUGUUUGCCCACUAAGUUAGUGGGUUAUAAUAAUUUCUGCUGCAUUUUUCGACGUUCUACUUCUUCGAAUCUUUUCUUUUUGUUUGACCUACCAUGACUUCCAAAGAUUAAUGUUCUUUUCUGUUUUAUCCUUUUUUCUUUUUCUUGUAAUGGCGAGGGAAAAAGAGAAAGAGAAAUUGAAAGCCGUCGAGGUUAAGGAGGAUGAUCCAUAUCAUUGGGUGCAUGAUGAUGUCAGGACCCGUUCUUCGUCCUAUACUAGUGUUGACUCAUUGCGGGAAUUGGAUGGGUUAAAGUUUGUGAAAAGUGGCUCUGGUUUGUCGAUUGAUCUCCUUCCUUGUUCUGGUGAAGAUAGGGUCUGUGAGAGGAGGGGUGACUGGCAGUACUUUUAUAUGUACACGCAAUGUCUAACCGAGUUGCGUGUUCGCUUUCCUUUUUCUGCCUUCGAGUGUGAUGUGUUGACCCAGCUUAACUGUGCACCUUCAUAGUUACAUCCAAACUCCUGGGCAUUUCUUCGUGCCUUUCAGUGCCUGAUGGAGUUCCUAUCUUUCCCGUGUUCCUUAUCGCUACUUUUUUUCUUUGUUUCAGUCGAAAGGGGUUCGUAAGGGUUUGUGGGUUUGUCUUAGCAGUUUCCCUGGCCGUUCCCUUUCCCUGCUUUACAAGUCUUCUUUUAAGAAUUUCAAAUCCCUUUUUGUUAAGGUUCGUUCUGUGGAAACUGAGUAUCCUUUUUACCUGGACGAUGAACUUAUCGAAAGGUUUCCUCUUUAUUGGUGUUCUAAACCAACUCAAGUCCUUGAGGCUACUGAGCGGAGUGAGGAAGAAGAUUAUCUUUUAGAUUAUUUGAUUGAGUGUUUUGCUGACGGGGUGUGCUUGUCUAUCCCCGAGCUUUUGCAUUUGUAUGAUUCUGGUGAUAAUGAUGGCUUAAAAGCUUAUAUAGGUAAAGUUAUGUCUUUUAUCGACUGUGUUUCAUGUUGUUGAGUUUCCUAAUAUGCUUGGUGUGUCUGUAGGUGGACGGGUCCCUCAUCUUGAUCCUAAUCAGUUCCAAUCGUUUUUGAAAAAGAAAAAAGAGAAGAAUGUUGGAGGUUCUGGGGUUCUAAAGGAGGAUGGUGGGUAGGCUGCUCAGCCAGUGUCUUCGCAUAAAAGGAAAAGGGGUGAGACUGAUAAUUCUCUGGAGGUCAUCUCGGAGGCCGAUCAGGAGGUUGUGGGUGGCAGUAAACCUGUGUUUGAUCGCCAAAGGAAGCUUCACGGUUUCAUUCCUGGGACCAGCCCUCAUUCAUUAUGGAGUGACCAGUUUCCUUUUGCCAAGUUGUCUGACAAGAUUGUCGCAUCCCGUUUGAUGUGUGCUGGUCGCACGGCCGAGCUUAUUGGUGCUGAGCAGCAGGCGGCUGUGGAUAAGGUUGCCGACUUAGAAAAGUCAUACAAGGUUAGGGUUGCUGAACUGGAGAACUCAUCCAAAGAAAAAGAUGAUGCUCUUGUCACUGCUACAGCCAAGAUGAAGGAAUCUGAAGAGGAGGUACUCCGUUUAAGGGAUCAGGUUCGGUUACUACAGACUAAGAUUAAGGAGAGUGAUAUUUCUAAAGGGAAACUGACUUUGAGGAUCCAUGAGUUGGAGGAAGAUGGAAUGGAGAUGUUUUCUUCAGGCUUUAAUCGUGCUGUCAAUCAGAUUGCAUUGUUAGCUCCUGGUUUUGAUUGUGACCAACUUGAUGUUACUAAAAUCGUGAUUGAUGGUAAGUUGGUGGUGGAUGGAACUGUGGAGGAGCAUGAUGAGAAUGUGUCUCCGUCUUGAUUUGGACAUGUUUAUCCUUUGUAAUGAAAAAGACUCCUUUUAUUUUGUCCUGACCGAGUUGUGGUCAUCUUUACUGUAAUGUUGAAUGUUUGGUGUUUUGUUUUGAACUCGUAA